CUAAACCGGAACCGGAGCUGAUCUGAACCGUUAGAUCCGGAUCGGAAGCGGGUUAAAUCCGUAGGACAUCUGGAGUAAACCUGAAGUUUCCCUUUAGCGGAUCAGCAGCGUGACAACAAGGAGAACUCGUUCCGGUUCCGGCGGUGUCGCAGUUGAACUUACAGAAAGAAUUUCAUCAUCAUCGUCAUCAUCAUCAUCAUCAUCAUCAUCAUCAUCAUCAUCAUCAUCAUCUGCUGCUGCUGAGUAUAUUCGGGUUUUGGAGGAAAAAAGCAACAAAGUUUGAAGCUUUGCAGAGAAGCAGCGAGGAGAUGACUAAGCUGGCUUUGAUCCUGUUCCUGGUUCUCACCUGUACAGAUGGAGGAGCAGGGAAUGCAGAAGAGCGGCUGGUGAACUUCCUGCUGGGACCGGAGCGCUACAACAAACUGAUCCGACCAGCCGUCAAUAAGAGCCAACAGGUCACCAUCUCCAUACAGGUGUCUCUGUCUCAGCUCAUCAGCGUCAAUGAGAGAGAACAGAUCAUGACCACCAACGUGUGGCUGUUUCAGGAAUGGAACGACUACAGGCUGAGAUGGGACCCAGCCAAAUACGGAGGCAUCAAGAAACUACGAAUCCCGUCCAAACUGAUCUGGCUUCCCGACAUCGUGCUUUACAACAACGCUGACGGCGUCUACGAGGUUUCCUUUUACUGCAACGCAGUGGUCUCCAGCACUGGAGACAUCUUCUGGCUCCCCCCAGCGAUCUACAAGUCCGCCUGCGCCAUCGAGGUCCAGAACUUCCCUUUCGACCAGCAAAACUGCACCCUGAAGUUCCGGUCCUGGACCUACGACCACACGGAGGUAGACCUCAUCCUGACCAGCGACUAUGCCAGCCGGGAUGACUUCACACCAAGCGGAGAGUGGGACAUCGUCUCGCUGCCGGCGCGCAAAAACGAAGACCCCAACGACAUCACCUACCUGGACAUCACCUACGACUUCGUCAUCCAGAGGAAGCCUCUGUUUUAUACCAUCAACAUGAUCAUCCCUUGUGUUCUCAUCACCUCGUUGGCCAUCCUGGUGUUUUACCUGCCGUCGGACUGCAGAGAGAAGAUGACGCUGUGCAUCUCCGUUCUGCUGGCGCUCACCGUCUUCCUGUUGCUGAUAUCCAAAAUAGUCCCACCCACCUCUCUGGCGGUGCCGCUGAUAGGGAAAUACCUGAUGUUCACCAUGGUUCUGGUCACGUUCUCCAUCGUCACCAGCGUCUGCGUCCUCAACGUGCACCACCGCUCCCCGUCCACCCACUACAUGCCCGACUGGGUCAAACACAUUUUUCUGGUCCGCCUCGCCACCUUCCUCCUCAUGAGGCGUCCGGGCUCUUCUCACGUCCAUGACAAACUUCGCCGGAGGUUUGCCAGCCGGAAUCCAGCCCAUGAAAAUGAUUUCCAGAGCGGCGCCGUCAGGAGGCAGCAUUCCAACGUCGGACUGGGUGGAAUCCAAACUGACAGCGACUCUGUAUACGUUAAUGAAGAAGUGGUGCGCAGGUGUUACUGGAAGAGGGACAACAUUCCCGAUGGUCCAGGUGGGAUUCCUGACUUCCAGGGGCCUUUGGCGUUGCAGUGGGAAGCAGACCUGGAAGAGGCAGUGGAUGGAGUCAGAUAUAUCGCUGAGCACAUGAAGAUGGAGGAUGACGAUGAAGGGAUCAUCGAGGACUGGAAGUACGUCGCCAUGGUGAUAGACCGUCUUUUCCUUUGGAUCUUCAUCCUGGUGUGUGUGGUGGGAACUCUGGGACUCUUCAUGCAGCCGCUGUUCCAGGGCUACAACACGCCCACUGCUGAUGACACAGAAUACUGAGAUGUCUAGAGUUUCCAAAGCAACAUUUUUCCUGAAGCUUUCAAACGACGUGAUCUUCUGAAUCCGAGCUGCCUCCAGCUGCGCUUGUUUUUUUACUUUACCCUCGAGGACGGAGCUGGACCUGGUCUGGACCUCGUCUCUACAAACAUCUGAGACAGCUCAUGGAGUUUCCGUCAAACUGAUGAACACAAAUGACCUUUUAAUCACUUUAUUUAUGUAAAAACAAGCCGAUAGAGAUGUAUGUUGAUUUGUGGACCAUCGUGGUUUCAGGCCACCUCUGAAUUCACGCAGAAACUCGUCUGACUGCAGCUCUGAGGUCAGCUCUCUGCAACCCUCCUGAUGGGAAAACAACAUUUAAACAGUUUCUGAUAGGAGUGAUACUGCAGAUCAUAAUUCAUCUACAUGACACCAAAGCUUAUUCCAACAUGUUUUUAUUCUUUUUCACCUUUUUUCCUUCAUGGAAACUUUAACACCAUCUGCUUUUCUCUCACUUUUGUGCUUCGUUUCUUCCACUCCCUAAAUGUCAACCAAUGUCCCAUUAAAACAAAAUCCUGUUCUGCUGCUUUUAUCUGC
Nothobranchius furzeri (turquoise killifish) is the source of this 2399-nucleotide messenger RNA. RefSeq names its product neuronal acetylcholine receptor subunit beta-2. The record is from RefSeq and is a predicted model, not a curated record. Gene Ontology annotation, molecular function: acetylcholine-gated monoatomic cation-selective channel activity; transmembrane signaling receptor activity. Lineage: Eukaryota; Metazoa; Chordata; Actinopteri; Cyprinodontiformes; Nothobranchiidae. Gene Ontology annotation, cellular component: postsynaptic membrane; plasma membrane; neuron projection. Gene Ontology annotation, biological process: monoatomic ion transmembrane transport; signal transduction; nervous system process.